AAAAUGACUUGUAUUACACUGCAACAAUGAAAGAUGCAAAAAUUUUGCUAUUAACAUAAAAGAAAACACCACAAACCUGUUCCAAGACUUAAUCCUUGAAAUUUAGUACCUUGUAUUCAAAUAUUAUUUCUGCAUUGCAGAGUCCAAGUUUGAGUAAACAUAUUUAGAUAGCCUUGCUGAGAUGUUAACAACAUUAGUCGUCACAAUCAUCAUAUUCCUAUUUCUUCUAUACAAAUUCUACAACCAAAGAAAAAACCCUCCAGGGCCUUGGAACUUACCAAUAAUAGGAUAUCUACACAAACUUGAUCCAAAAUUUCCAAAUUUAACCUUAACAAAACUAGCAGAAAAAUUUGGACACAUUUAUAGCAUAAAGCUCGGACUGACGGACGCUGUGGUCAUAUCAGACGCAAAAUUACUGAAAAAAGUUUUAAUCAAUGAUAACACGCUUCAACUACCGCGUCUUUAUCAUUUUAACAUAUUGUUCACCGAUAGAGGAAUCGUGUGUUGCCCCCUUAACGUAUGGAAAGAAAAACGCAAACUCGUCGACAACUUUCUAAGAACGUGUGUCUCCAAAGGGACACCAAAUAAAGAAACCUUGGAAGAUCAAAUUAGAAAGUAUGCCGAAGAAUUCAUUAACUACGUUCGAAAUCAGAAAACUUUAAACCCUUUAGAAGCAGCAGCUCACUAUGUCACUAGUACCACAAGUUCGCUAAUUUUGGGUACAUCGUUCACCCUUGAAGACAAAACAAGACAAACUAUAAUAAAGAACAGCCAAAGUGCAAUGAGGUUAGGUCGUUUGGGCGGUCCUUUAAAUUUCUUCCCAAUUCUAAGAUUUUUGCCAAAAUACAAAAUCAUCGCUGAUUCAUUCAAAAGAUUUAAUGGUGAAGUUCUUCAAAUUAUAAAAGACAUUAACAAAAGUACCAUCAACGACAACUGGAUUCCAAACUUAAGGCAAACAUUUUGGCACCAAAGCACUAAAUGCAACUGUCCAGAAAUCUACACCACUGAACACUUAGAACACCUUCUGUUUGAGAUUUUUGGUGCAAGUACCGAAACGACUUUAACUUCUCUAUUGUGGAUUAUGUUGUACCUAGCCCGCUACAAACAAGUACAGGAUAAAGUUCGCCAGGAAUUUCGUGACGUUCUAGGAACCAAAGCUCCACAGAUUGAAGAUUCAUUAAAAUUACCGUACACACAAGCGACCAUUUCAGAAGUAGCUAGAAUUAGAACAGUGGUACCUCUGGGACUUCCUCAUUACUAGAGAGCGGAAAAUAUGCAGCAAAAUUUUGAGAAAUAUGAUCAUAUGAUAUGCACCAAAUUUAUGCAAAUAUGCAGUAACUUUCUUAAUAUAUGCAGACAUAUGCAGUUGCAUAUGCUUCAAAAAUUAAAAAAAAAGCUUAAAAGCGAACUAAAU
This is a messenger RNA of Zophobas morio, 1414 nucleotides long. Its product is annotated as cytochrome P450 306a1-like. Gene Ontology annotation, molecular function: oxidoreductase activity, acting on paired donors, with incorporation or reduction of molecular oxygen, reduced flavin or flavoprotein as one donor, and incorporation of one atom of oxygen; heme binding; iron ion binding. Gene Ontology annotation, biological process: xenobiotic metabolic process. The record is from RefSeq and is a predicted model, not a curated record. The transcript is spliced from 5 exons. Gene Ontology annotation, cellular component: cytoplasm; intracellular membrane-bounded organelle. NCBI's taxonomy places the organism in Eukaryota, Metazoa, Arthropoda, Insecta, Coleoptera, Tenebrionidae. Bases 182 to 1261 code for a protein of 359 amino acids.